AUGAUCAAGGGAAACUGUGUAGUGUGUAACACAACUAAAUGUAGAUUAAAUUCAAAAAAACUAUCACAUGGUGGAGAUGUCAAGCCUAUCAAAAUUACUCCGAAAACUCAAAAAAUUCUUGAAGAUGCCUACUACAAUCCGGAAACUGGAUUUUGUGGUAUCAAUGAACUUCAAAGAAAAACUAAAAAGCCUACGGAAGUUGUGAAGAAGUUCCUGAACGAACAAGAUGUAUACACUCUACAUAAACCUGCUCGUAAAAAUUUCAAAUCUGAAAGAGUUUACGUUCACAAUAUCGAUGAACAGUGGCAAUCCGAUCUUGUCGAAAUGAUUCCAUAUGCAGAAGAGAACAAAGAUUUUAAGUAUCUUCUCACAGUCAUAGACUGCUUCAAUGCAAAACUAUGUAAAAAAUUAGUUAGCGAAGUUUCAGUAUAUACUGACCUUUCUGGAUAUGAACACUUGGUUGAAAAAGAGCUUAAUCAUUAUCCAAUUACACUUUCCGAAUGUAGAGAAAUGAUCAAUAACAAGAAAUGUGAUUAUGGAACGUUAUCAAAAGGCACCUCUAACACAUGGAGUACUAAUAACAAAAUUGAUGUAGAUUAUCCAAAUAGAUUUACCAGCAUUUUCACCCCUAAAAGAUAUUACAAGGAGAAUUGUAUAGUUAUUGAAACAAAGGUUUACUCUCAUUUCAAUCAAUCUAAACCAACUAACAUUCUUGCCAACAUGAACAAUUGCAAAUAUCAAGAUGGAUUUUGUGACAUAAAGAAGAAUGAAAUUAUCACUUGGGAUGUUAACAGAGAUCAGAAAUGUCAAUACAUCUCGAUAGGAAUACUUGAUGGGAUAUACAAUAACAAACUUUGGGUUAACAAUAAAAACCAAAUCGCAUUAAACUUUCAAUCAAACAAAACUGUGACUGAUUGUAACAUAGACCUGAUGAUUAGUGAUGAAGGCUUUGCCGUAAGAAAAAUUAAUCGAGCCCCAUCCCAAUACGCUCCAAGCCAAAUUCCUGUUUCAAUUCCAACAUAUCCUCAAAGACAACAGCAUGAGGAUGACAGAAGAAAACGAGAGCAAGAAGAACAAAGAAAGCGUGAUCUGGAAGAACGAAAGCGAGAACAAGAAAGGCAAAAACAGUAUGAAGCAGAUCUGAAAGAUUUUGAGAAAAGAAAACAAGAGAAACUGAAGAAGGAAGAAGAAUUUGAGAAAAAGAAACAAGAGAAAACUAAGAAAGCUCAGGAAGAGGCUGAAAGAAAAGAAGUCGAAACGUUGAAGAAACAGCGGAAAGAAGAAGAUUGGACAGUUUACGAUAAAGACAAUCGAAACCCACCUCAAGCAAAAUCCAACAGAACCAAAAGAGAGAUCGCAGAUCUUCGAUCGGCUCAAAAAGAACCUGUUAACUUCCAACCACUCCCAUUACCAAAUUAUGAUGAAUAUUUAAAGAUCAAACAAGAUUGCGACAACCUACCUAGUUAUGAAGCAUUCAAGAAUAGCAGAGAAGGAUGUGAUUCACUUACAAGUUAUACAGAUUUCAUAAACAACAUUGCAAACUAUGAAAAAGAGCAACACUCUAACUCAUCUACAGAAGAAACUUGGCAACCUUUACCAUUCCCAGGAUAUGAAGAAUAUUUGAGUAUUAAAGAAGAUUGUGCUAUUCUCCCAAGUUAUGAUGAAUAUAAAACCAUCAGAGAGAGCUGUGAUGCAUUCCCAAUACGCCAUACAACCGAAGUAAUGUGCGAUAUUUUCAAUGAGCAAAAUGAAGUUCUCGAAAGUCUUAUCAGAGAAAGCCCCAGAAGAUAUAUUCAGAAACAGUUGAAUCAUACAGCCAUCAAAGUAAGGUUUAUAGAUUCUCAAGAGUCAAAUGGAAUUGUUCAAGUUACAUUCUGUAAAGAAAUUGAUGAAGAAGAAAUCGAUUUCAUUGAUCUUACUCGUUUCGAUGGAUACAAGUUGAGCUUAGCGCUAACACUAGGACAAAUUCCAAUCAAGAUUAAAAGUCUUGGAGACAAAAUUUGGUACUUUAAGAAUGACUACUCUGGAGGAAUUAUUUCCAAUAAACCUCAGCUUCAUCCUAUGAUUGAUUUUAGAACUAAUAUUACUAACAUGAAAGAUUUCAAGGAAUUUGAUCUGAAAUUCUUAGAUGACAAAGUAGUGUUCAAUGAGCAUAUUCUGUUGGAUAUGAAAACAAAUAUUGAGGAAGAACUUAUAGAAGAAAUGAGAGAAAAGUCUGAUGUUUCGAUUGAGAUUCACGCGAGUAAUCAAGACUCUACAAUGUCUCAUGAGAUAUUAGAUGAUGUAGAAGGUUUCUUUGGAAAAUGGUGGCUUAGAAUUUGGAGAGUUGGUGUCACUUUGCCAGCAAUUUUAGUAUACCUCUUUAUUGCCAGAUCAUUCUGGAUGAUACUUUCACCAAAAACUUUUAUUGAUAGGAAAAACAGAAAACGAAGAAGAGAAUAUGAGGCUGUAGAAUUAAGGGAAAUGGUACAUCGUCCAUCUGUUCAAUCGCUUACCGUUGAUUAA
Caenorhabditis briggsae is the source of this 2505-nucleotide messenger RNA. The record is from RefSeq and is a predicted model, not a curated record. Lineage: Eukaryota; Metazoa; Nematoda; Chromadorea; Rhabditida; Rhabditidae. The transcript is spliced from 3 exons. Bases 1 to 2505 code for a protein of 834 amino acids.